GCAGCACGACAGCUGGCAGCGGCUUUGACGGUCUGGCGCAAGGAAGGCGAUCGGCAGCUGCAGACCUCAAACACCAGCCUGCAAGGUUUGGCACGCCAGUUGUGCCGAGCAAACUGCUGCUCCCAGUACGGGCGAGCUCUGAGGCACUUUCACGUUCAUCGUCAGCACCAGGGAGCUCACGUACAAAGCGAGGGCCGAGCCAGGCUGCUGCUGAUGGUGCUUCACUAUUCCUGA
This is a messenger RNA of Symbiodinium pilosum, 234 nucleotides long. Lineage: Eukaryota; Dinophyceae; Suessiales; Symbiodiniaceae. The record is from the annotation of a GenBank genome assembly.